Messenger RNA from Hansenula ciferrii, 1089 nucleotides. It is a transcript of the gene MEK1, whose product is annotated as serine/threonine protein kinase MEK1. Bases 1 to 1089 code for a protein of 362 amino acids. Gene Ontology annotation, molecular function: protein kinase activity; ATP binding; protein binding. Lineage: Eukaryota; Fungi; Ascomycota; Saccharomycetes; Phaffomycetales; Wickerhamomycetaceae. Gene Ontology annotation, biological process: protein phosphorylation. The transcript is spliced from 2 exons. The record is from RefSeq and is a predicted model, not a curated record.
AUGGCACUGAUUGAAGAAGACAUUCCACAAUUUGGUGAACUUAUUGUUCUUGAUAGAUUCAAUGAAUUUGGUGAAGUUGAUACAGGAAUUGAAGAUUCAUUCCCAAUAAUAAAAAAUCAAAAAACAUCAAUUGGAAGAAACGUUGGUAAUACAAUAACAAUUAAUCAUCCAGCCAUUUCAGGUACUCAUUGUGUCAUUUGGAGUAUUCAAUUUGAUGAUAAUUCAAUUCCUUUAAUCUAUUUGAAAGAUGUUUCAUUAAAUGGUACUUAUAUCAAUGAUGUUAAGAUUGCUAAGAACUCUACAGUGUUAUUGAAUCAUUUAGAUACAAUUGCAAUUGAAUAUGGUAUUGAACUUGAAUAUCAAUCAAUCUUUGGUAAUCAAGAAGCUGAAUAUGGUGAUGCUAUAAUGAAUGAAAGUUCUAUUGUCAAAGAGUUACCUGGAUGGUCAAUAACUAAAGGUAAUUCAUUAUGUUCAAUACCAGAAUUUGAAGCAUUAGUUAUAGUUUAUCAAAUCACAAAUGCAUUACGUUAUCUUCAUCAAAAUGGAAUAGUUCAUAGAGAUUUAAAAUUAGAUAAUAUUUUAUUAGCUACACCAGAACCUUUCACUAAAGUUGUUUUAGCAGAUUUUGGUAUAGCUAAAUCAAUUUGUUCAACAAAGAGAAGAAUGUUUACUGUUGUUGGUACACCUGAAUAUUGUGCACCAGAAGUUGGAUUUGAUUUGAAAAAAAAUCCUGAUUUUAAAAAAGGUAUAUUAACUAAAUCAUCACUUGUUAAAAGAGGUUAUGAUUCAAAAUGUGAUAUUUGGUCAUUAGGUAUUAUAAGUCAUAUUAUGCUUAGUGGAAUUUCACCAUUUUAUGAAGAUGGUAAUGAAUUAAAUAUUAUUAAAAGUGCUAAAAAAGGUCAAUUAAAUUUUAAAUUAAGACAAUGGUCAAAAGUUUCACUUUUAGCUAAAGAUUUUGUUUCAUCUUUACUACGUGUUAAUAUUGAUAAAAGGUUAGACAUUUUAGAAUGUUAUAAUCAUGAUUGGAUUCAAAUUCAUAAUGGUGAAUUGCAAAGAAUUUAUAAAAAAAUUUUAACCAAUUUUACAUAA